AUGACUGACAACUCGGAAUGGAUAAACCAAAAUCUGCAAAGACAGAGACGAAUGCUUGAAGAGAAACAAAGGAUGAAACGUGUAUGUUCGCCGAACAUCCGAAGUAACCAGAACGCUUAUACGCGAUUGGAAAACUCUGACGGCAACGACACUUAUCCUGCAUUCAAUCAAGGAUUUAGUGAUACUGGUUUAUCUCUAUUUGCAAGCUCCGUCAGCUCAAAAGCUGAAACAACGGAAACCGUUAAGAAGGAAACACCAUCUCCUGAGGGUAGCCCACAGACUGCAGGCUCUUUCCCCUUCUCCACCUCCAAUAAUUCAUUCUCUAAUCAAUCUCAAGAAGGGAAAGAUGAUAAUGAUGAAGUGCAUCGCCUACUGCUUGGUAAGCUCGAGAAGGCAGAGAUCUCAAGCGUGGUCACAAGCGAUGAUGAGACGGGUGCAACAGGAACUGUUACAACUGGUCCGGACGGACUAGAAACACACACACUGCCUGUAACGCUGCAACCAGAUUACGAUGAAAUAGCAGCUGAUGUAGAAGGAUUUGUCAAAUCUCCAGCUAAAGGUAAUCGGAUUUAUCGAUGCUCUAUCACGCGUGACAAAAAAGGAAUGGAUAAAGGCAUCUAUCCAACAUAUUAUCUACAUCUUGAGAGAGAAGAAAAGAAAAAAGGGAUCUUCUUAUUGGCUGCUCGUAGGAGAAAGAAAAGUACGACAGCGAAUUAUUUGAUAUCAUGUGAUGCAACAGAUUUAUCAAGAGAUGGCACAUCUUUCAUGGGUAAAGUGCGCUGCAAUGCAAUGGGUACUACAUUUGUUAUAUAUAACGGGGGACAGAAUCCGAAGAAAUGUAAUUCGUUGGAAGUGCGUCAAGAAUUAGCUGCGGUCUUAUAUGACACUAAUGUUCUCGGUUUUCGCGGUCCUCGUAAAAUGACGGUCGUGAUUCCGGGAGUCUACGAUCCACACAUCGCCUCUUCGUUCAAACGUAUUCCAAUUCAACCUGUAGAUGAGAGAGAUACAUUGGUUGAGAGAUUCAAACGUACUCGUGGAGAUAGAGAUACAAAUAGUCAGAUUGUAGUUAUGUCGAACAAGCCUCCGGUUUGGAAUGAAGAUUCCCAAUCGUAUGUUUUAAAUUUUCAUGGACGAGUAACGCAGGCUUCUGUGAAGAAUUUCCAAAUAAUACAUCCGUCUGAUCCUGAGUAUAUUGUUAUGCAAUUUGGAAGAAUAUCUGAAGAUACAUUUUCCAUGGAUUUCAGAUAUCCUUUAAGUGCAAUUCAGGCAUUCGGAAUAGCCAUGACAUCAUUCCACGGAAAAAUUGCUUGUGAAUAA
Auanema sp. JU1783 is the source of this 1317-nucleotide messenger RNA. The record is from the annotation of a GenBank genome assembly. NCBI's taxonomy places the organism in Eukaryota, Metazoa, Nematoda, Chromadorea, Rhabditida, Rhabditidae.